This is a messenger RNA of Trypanosoma rangeli, 405 nucleotides long. RefSeq lists its product as uncharacterized. The record is from RefSeq and is a predicted model, not a curated record. NCBI's taxonomy places the organism in Eukaryota, Euglenozoa, Kinetoplastea, Trypanosomatida, Trypanosomatidae. The transcript has a single exon. The coding region runs from base 1 to 405 and encodes 134 amino acids.
AUGUGCAAGCAUAUUUCUGGCUUCGCCUGCUGCAGCAUGGCUGUUGGGGGCGGUGUUCUGGCGCCGUCGACGGCGGGGACGCAGAUCAUCCACUUGGUUUCCCGCCUUGUCGUGGGUGUGCGGCUCCACGGCACUAUCGCCGCUCUCAAUCUGCGAGGCUGCGGCCAGCUGAAGUGCCGCCCGUUUCUCUGCUACUUUGCUGAGACGUUGCGCCGCCUUCGCUGCGACGUGAUGCUUUUCCUUCCUGUCGCUGCCAGCAUGGGGACACGGGAGCUGGAGCAGCUCAACGACACGGAGUUUCCGUGCAGCUACCGCAUGGUGAAUGACCCGACGUCGGGGACGGUGGCGGGGGCAGAAGCGGUCGGGCGGCGCGGGCGAACUUCAAGGACCCGCUUUGCCGCAUAG